Molecule: messenger RNA, 3299 nt
Organism: Emys orbicularis (European pond turtle)
Lineage: Eukaryota; Metazoa; Chordata; Testudines; Emydidae
Gene: ARHGAP27
Product: Rho GTPase activating protein 27
Exons: 15
Coding region: 1-2775 (924 amino acids)
Biological process (GO): signal transduction; regulation of GTPase activity
Cellular component (GO): cytoplasm
Molecular function (GO): protein binding
Source: RefSeq, a predicted model, not a curated record
AUGGAGCCGGCCGGCGCUCUGGAGGAUGUGUACGUCCUAGUGGAGUACGAGUUUGAGUAUGUGGCUAAGGACGGGACGCUCAUUUCCAUAAAGCCCAACGAGCGGUACGUCCUGUUGAGAAGAACAAACGAUCACUGGUGGCAUGUUAAAAAAAGCAAGGACGCCCGUCCAUUCUACAUCCCGGCAAAAUACGUGAAGGAACUGCCCCCAGUCACCCGGCCCACCAGUGUGUUUGAGCUUCCUCCAGAAACCCCUGGACAGCUGGUCUCCAGGGACGCCUUGGAGACAAUUGUCCUACAGCCAGCCAGGGCUGGCCAGGACCAGCCUUUGGCAUAUGAGUACAAAUUCCUGAGCGCUGCUCAGCAGAAAGAGCAGCACAAAAUGGAUACCAAUGAACCCGACACUGACUUGGGGGCUGGGUCCAUCUGGUCAGGGUCUGGAACUCUGGGGCCCACCUGCAAAGACGCCAGCUUCGAAGGCGAGACCCUGACUCGAGCCGUAGGAGAGGGGAAAGACUCCCCUCCAGUGCUGAGCUCAUUUCACAACCCUCACUGCGCAAAGAGGAGCAGCCACUCUCCGGCGCUGCACAUCCCCCCCAGCGAGCACAUGCGCCCGACGCAGUCCCUGGAUGACCUGGCCAGGGUCACCCCCAGCCCCCAACGUAGAGUCAGUCACACGGGGUCACGCAGGGCGGGGACCACAGCGGGCUCUUUGCUUUCCCCGCGGCCUCUCAGUAAGAGCCAAUCUGAGAACAUUUAUGAAUCCAUCAAGGACCUGGAGAGACAGGAGAAGGCAGGGUCCAGCCAGCCAGCUCAGGCCUGCCAGGAGGAGGAGAAGAACCCCACCCCAGUGUAUGUGAACAUACAGGAGCUCCGGCAGCAAUCAGCAGCCACUGACCCCUCCCCACCCCAGCACUGCCCUAGCAGUGUCCUUGCGGACUGGGAGACCCAUACGGACACGGGCAGUGGGCACUUGUUCUACUACAACUCUGUGACGGGCGAAACCACCUGGGAUUCCCCGUUCGGGUGCCCAGAAGAUGGAGUGAGUCCUGCUCCCUCUCCCUCGCCAUCUCUUGCCCCCAGUCCCGCGGCGGCCGAAUGGGGCCAGUAUGUGGAUGAUGCCAGCGGCGAGGUGUUUUUCUAUAAUUCGGUAACGGGUGAGACAUCGUGGGAGCCGCCUCCGGCUGCGGACGAGCCCAGCACCCAGGAGAUGCAGCCUGCAAUUGCACAGUACGGACCCAUGGACCAGAGGCCGCCGACUCCGGAAACGGACUAUCCGGACCUGUCCCCUGAGGAGCUGGACGGUUACCCGGAGGAGGACUAUUCUCCGGUGGGGUCCUACGAGCAGAGCACCUACCCUUACCUUCUGCCAGGGAGAUCCCCCAGGCACUCGGCAGAGCUGAGCCCCUCUCCAGGCUGGUGCAGCCAGAACAACCCCGAGGGGCAAGCCUUCUACCCUGACCAUUAUGCCUCGGACACGGUCUCUGUGCCAGGGGGCCGCCGGAGAGCGAGCAGUGGGUCCAGCCAGGACAGCAGCCCCUUUGCCAGCUGGCACAACUCUAUGCCGGCCAUCCUCAUCCAGAAAGAGGAGAAGUUCAAAAGCCUGGACAAGGCCGGAGUUCUUUACCGGACAAAAACAGCUGAUAAAGGAAAGCGAUUACGGAAGAACUGGAGCUCAUCCUGGACUGUCCUGGAGGGGGGCAACUUGACCUUUUUUAAGGAGUCGAAGCAUUUGUCUUCCAGCAGCUUGAAACACCCUUCCAUGCUGACCACACCCGAGCAUACUGUGGAUCUGCGGGGGGCUGCCGUGUCCUGGGCUCCCAAAGAGAAAUCCAGCAAGAAGAACGUUCUGGAGCUGAAGACCCGCGACGGUUCCGAGUUCUUGAUCCAGCACGACUCUGAGCCCAUUGUGGCCACGUGGCAGAAGGUGAUCGCCGACAGCAUCGGCAAGCUGUCCACAGACUUUCCUACUCACGACGAGAACGGAAAUGUUGGGGACUUUGGAGCCAAGGAGAGACUGGGAAACAACAAAGACGAAGACAAAAAGAAUCCAGCCUUCGGGCCGGCGGCCAGUAGCCUGGGCUCCGAGAGCGACACCAGCAAAGUUCGGAACAGGCUGCGAAAGCUCCUCCAGAAACGGCCCCCUCUGCAGUUCCUGCGGGAGCGAGGGUACAUCAAAGACCAAGUGUUUGGCUGCUCCUUGCAAGCGCUGUGCGAGCGGGAGCAUGGCACGGUGCCGCGGUUUGUGCAGCAGUGCAUCCAGACGGUGGAACACAGAGGUUUGGACAUUGAUGGACUUUAUCGAAUAAGUGGAAAUCUGGCAACUAUACAGAAACUGCGCUACAAAGUGGACCACGAUGAAAAUCUGGACCUGGAUGAUGGCCGGUGGGAGGAUGUCCACGUCAUCACGGGGGCUUUGAAGCUCUUCUUUCGGGAGCUGCCAGAGCCGCUCUUCCCAUUCAGCUACUUUGACAAAUUCAUCACUGCGAUAAAAAUAUAUGACCAGGCGAAGCGCAGCAAGUGCAUCCGUGACCUGGUGUGUUCCUUACCUGAGGCCAACCGCGACACCAUGAAGGUUCUCUUCCAGCACCUCUGCCGUGUGAUCGACUACAAGGAGCAGAACCGGAUGUCUGUGCAAAGCGUGGCGAUCGUGUUUGGGCCCACUCUCCUGAGACCAGAGACCGAGGAAGUAAACAUGGCAAUGCACAUGGUCUUCCAAAACCAGAUAGUGGAACACAUCUUAAAUCAGUACAGCUACAUCUUCCCAGACAGCUAAGCCUGGUGGCGAGCCAGAGCCUACAGUGAAAGCAAGGAGCAGAGUCCCUGGGAUGGACCGUGGCGGCUGCUAGUGUGUGACACUGAAUUGUCCCAGCCUGGACUACAGACAAUAGUGGCGACAAUCCUUAAUAAAUUGGCAGUGCUGAUGCUGGACUGCAGCUACCUGGGAUGACUUGUGCCAUUGGCCACUGGAGCCAUGUGACCAGUGCGCCUCCUUGAGAGAUGGGAAAACAGAGUCAGAGAAAACAGGCACCAGAUCGGUCAUUCUGCAAAACACUCCUGCUCGCCGGGGUUGGUACCAGGCUGUUCCCUGGGAGAAUGGCCCCAGGAGAGCACAGGGCCUCUCAGCUUUCGGCUGUCCAGCUGCUGAGAGGGGAGGGUCCUCCGUGGGGCUGUGCACUUUCACUUCGCUACAAGUGAAAGCAGCCCAGGCAGGUACUGGAGAAGGGGCGGGACAACCUAACAGAUAGUGAAGUGGGGACAGCAUCAGCUGUCCGCCCCAUGCCUGCACCACUGGAACUG